AUGGAAUGUUCACAUUUAUUAGAUAACAUCAAGGUAGAUGAUUUCAACGUUGAGGACACGGCGAUCACAAAGAACUUUAACUGUUCAGAAUGUGCUGUAGAGGAUCAGAACUGGUUAUGCCUGCAAUGUGGAGCUGUGAACUGUGGCCGUUAUGUCAAUGGCCAUGCAAAACAGCAUGCAGAAUCCUUGGAUCACCAGCUUUGUAUGAGCUGUGAUGUCUUUUCUGUUUACUGCUAUAAAUGUGAUGAUUAUAUUUCAAAUGAUCUGGAGUAUAAACCAAUAGAUAAAAUAAGGCAAAGUAUUAUGCAUCUUCAAAAGCAGAACAACAUAGAAGUGAAUGGAAAGACAGAACAGAGUGAAGAGAGUAAGGAUGACAGUGAUGCUGGUAACAGUACCAUUUCAAGUGUAUCUAUAGUGGAGAAACCCUCAUCACCAAUUCGUAGUGUCAAUGGUUGUACAGUACCUGACGUUGUACCAACUAGCUCUUUUAGUGAAUUACCAAAUGCUGCUCUGGAGAGUAGCGAAAGUAAACCAUCAAAAAGUAUAAAGGGUGAAGAACCAGUAAGAAGUCUAAGGCCCCGUUCGCGGAAACGGACACAUUCUGAUGAUAGUAGUUCUACAGAAAGCACAACCCAAGCGCCUAGAAACAAGGAGAAGAAAAGCUCAUGCAAUGGCAAAAGUUUACGAGAAAAAAAGAUAGUAGGAUUAAAAAAUUUAGGAAAUACAUGUUUUAUGAAUGCAGUGCUGCAGAGUCUUAAUAAUAUACAAGAGUUCAGUUGUUAUUUUAGUCAACUACCAUCUUUAGAAUUGAAGACAAAUGGACGAAAGGUGUAUCACUCAAGGAGUUACACACGACAAGAGAUGCAUGAUGUAGUCAUGGCAGAAGAAUUAAGAAAGGUAUUAAUAAACUUGAACAGUGGCUGUGGAGCAAAAGGCGCUAUAUCUCCUGAAUGUCUGUUCCUCGUUAUCUGGAAAGUAGUUCCAAGAUUUCGUGGUUAUCAGCAACAAGAUGCACAUGAAUUUUUACGUUAUAUGCUAGAUAGAUUACAUACAGAACUACAGCAGUUACUACCGGCUGAUAGGACGGAAGUCGGCUACGUGCCACGAGCGCCUUCUGCGUCUAUCGUCACGGCGGUAUUCGGAGGUACUCUACAGAGUGAAGUGAGAUGCUUGGCGUGCGGCACGGAGAGCAAGAAGUUCGACCCGUUCCUGGAUCUGUCGCUGGAGCUGCCCGACACCGGCGCGGCCGUCGCUCUCGCCGACUGCCUCGCCAGCUUCGUGCAGGUGGAAGAGUUAGCGGACACGGAACGUUAUUUUUGCAGCAGUUGUAAGUGUAAACAGAAGUCAACCAAACAAUUCUGGAUACGCAGAUUACCUAAUGUUCUAUGUUUACAUCUGAAGAGGUUCCGGUGGCAUAAUUUCUAUAGGACUAAAGUGGAUACGAGCAUAUCGUUCCCGCUGCGAGCUCUGGACAUGUCUCGGUUCGUGCUGAGCAACGUGCCCGACACGCGCCGCUCGGGCCGCGGGAACAACCUCUACGACCUCGCCGCCGUCAUCGUGCACCACGGCUCUGGAGCGGGAUCAGGUCACUACACGGCGUUCGCGAUCAACGAGGAGCAGUGGUUCCACUUCAACGACCAAUCGGUGCGGGCGUCGGACGCGACGGUCGUGGCGGGCUGCAAGGCCUACAUCCUGUUCUACAUUCGCCGCGAGCCCACGUGA
This is a messenger RNA of Arctia plantaginis, 1722 nucleotides long. The record is from the annotation of a GenBank genome assembly. NCBI's taxonomy places the organism in Eukaryota, Metazoa, Arthropoda, Insecta, Lepidoptera, Erebidae.